AUGGCGCAACUGGCGCCGUCGGCAGACUUGCUGAUACACGUGACGGAGACGCUGUACGCGGCCGACGAGGCGAUCCUCGGCGUCGCCUCCCUCCUCUCCUCCUCGCAGCUAAUCAACGUCGACUUCGCCGACCUGCGCGCCGUCAUCUCCGGCGCCGGCCUCGGCUUGGUCGCCGUCGGGCGCGCCUCAGGCCCCGACCGGGCGUCCGAGGCCGCGCGGGCUGCGAUCUCCUCCCCGCUGCUAGACAUCGAGCUGCGGCAGGGCCUAAUGAUUUGA
Molecule: messenger RNA, 276 nt
Organism: Emiliania huxleyi CCMP1516
Lineage: Eukaryota; Haptophyta; Isochrysidales; Noelaerhabdaceae
Exons: 4
Coding region: 1-276 (91 amino acids)
Biological process (GO): cell division
Cellular component (GO): cell division site; cytoplasm
Molecular function (GO): GTPase activity; GTP binding
Source: RefSeq, a predicted model, not a curated record